AUGGAUGUCGCCGACGAAGCUAAUUCCCAGGGCGACGAGACGGCUGUGGAAUGUGAGCCGCGGGGCAUUGAUUUUGUCACGCUCGGCAUGUUUAUCAUCGAUGACAUCGAGUAUCUACCGCCCACACCGCCAGUUAAGGACAUUUUGGGCGGUGCCGGCACGUAUUCCGCUCUCGGCGCCCGGCUUUUCUCACCCCCACCGCUCUCAGAUUCGGUCGGGUGGAUCAUCGACAAGGGCUCCGACUUCCCGCCAGCGCUAGAGGACCUCGUCUCCACAUGGCAGACCUCCGUCGAGCUCCGCGACACCCCCGAUCGCCUGACCACGCGCGGCUGGAACGGCUACGACGAGCACCAGAACCGCGCCUUCCGGUACACGACCCCGAAGCAGCGCCUCACCGCCGCGGACCUCACCCCGGAGCUGCUGACCUCUAGGUCUUUCCACCUCAUCUGCUCGCCCACAAGAUGUAGGGAGCUCGUGACCGAGAUCAAGAGCAAGCGGAGCGGCCUGUCCACCCCGGGCGGAGGAAAUCUCCCCAAGGCCAUCUUCAUCUGGGAGCCCGUGCCCGACCUUUGCACGACGGACGAGCUCCUGAACUGCACCAACACGCUUCCGCUCAUCGAUGUCAUCAGCCCCAACCACUCCGAGCUGGCCGGCUUCAUGGGGGACUCGGGCCUGGACCCCGACACAGGUGAGAUCAGCACCCGAGCGAUCGAGCGUGCCUGCGAGCAGCUCCUCGGUUCGAUGCCUCUGCAGUCCUUCGCCAUCGUCGUGCGCGCUGCCGAGAAGGGCUGCUACCUGGCACGCAACGGCGGACGCAAGCGCAAGCACAACAACCACAAGCGGCCUGCCACUACUACAGCCCCGCGCAAGAAGCCCUCCGCUCUGCUCCAUGGCGGUCUCCAGCACGACACGGACAUGGAAGCCCUGUUCGCCGGCCUGCUCCAAGAUCCAGAGGGCAGCAUCGCGCGCGAGGAAAUCGAGGUCGACCCGGGCGUCGAGCGCUGGAUCCCGGCCUACCACACGGAGGCGGAGAAAGUCGUUGACCCCACAGGCGGCGGGAACACGUUCCUGGGCGGACUGGCCGUGGCGCUUGCUAGGGGCAAGAGUCUGGAAGAGGCGGCGGCUUGGGGCAGCGUCGCGGCCAGCUUCGCCAUCGAGCAGGUCGGCACGCCGGUGCUGGGCGCGGAUGACGAGGGCAACGAGCUGUGUAAUGGCGUCCGGGUCGAUCGGCGAUUCGAGGAAUUCAAGAACCGGCUGGCGUUCAGCUGA
Anthostomella pinea is the source of this 1269-nucleotide messenger RNA. The record is from the annotation of a GenBank genome assembly. Lineage: Eukaryota; Fungi; Ascomycota; Sordariomycetes; Xylariales; Xylariaceae.